AUGCAACCUGAAAAAGGGCAGCCCAACUAUGAUCCAUUGUAUAAAGUCAGGCCAGUGAUCAACUUGGUGAAAGACACAUACAUGAACAUUUAUCAACCACAUCAACAGAUUUCAGCCGAUGAGAUUAUGAAAAAAUUUAAAGGGCGACUCAGUUUCAAACAGUAUAUCCCAAACAAACCUAAUAAAUGGGGAAUCAAAAUCUGGUCAUUGUGUGAUUCUGUGAGUGGAUACAAUUUACGAUGGAACAUUUACACUGGAAAGGAUGAAGCAGCCGGGCGGGAGAUGGCGCUGGGGUCAAAAGUUGUUUUGUCCCUCCUUCGGGGUCUGGAUGAUAGUGGUCAUCAGAUUUUCAUGGACAAUUAUUUUUCAUCCCCUGAUCUUUACUCAGUUCUGAAGGACAAAGGCAUUGGAGCAUGUGGGACUGUUAGGGCAAACAGGAAAGGUUUGCCUAAGAAUAUUAGCAAAGCACAGCUACCACUGAAACAAGGGGACAGGCCAGCCUUUUUUUCUUGUAAUCAGCUGACUUGCACCACUUGGCAGGACACAGCGAGGGUUAACUGUUUAUCCAGUAUGCAUGGCAAUGGUGUGGUCAACAAGGAAGUCAGGUCAAAAAAGGAUCCAACUGGGAAACGGAAUGUCAUAAAGCCUGCACUUGUCAAUGACUAUAACCAAUACAUGGGGGGUGUCGAUAAGUUUGAUCAACUGUCCAGCUACUAUUGUUACCCACACAAGUGCCAGAAAUGGUAUCAAGUGGUCUUCAACUUUGCUAGAGAGACUGCCCUUGUGAAUGGUUUCAUUGCAUACAAGUCCACUCACCCAGGGGAGAAUAUUGAUCAGUUGAAAUUUCGACAGAAAGUUGUGGACAGUCUCAUUCCAGAAGCCGUGAGGGAAAGGGCUCAGGCAGUAGCAAAUACUGUAGAGGAGAGAAGGGCCAAAAGACUGCAAGAACGCCACUUCCCUGCUGAAUAUGCAGAUAAGAAGCAUAGACCAGAAUGUGCUGUAUGCAGCCACAGGCCUGGCCAUCGCCAUCAGACAUACCAUUAUUGUGAACAAUGUGAACUUCCAAUGUGUGCAAUUGGAUGUUUCAAAAGGUUCCACACUCUUUUCUCCUACAAAGUAAAGUACAACUAA
This is a messenger RNA of Lineus longissimus, 1131 nucleotides long. Its product is annotated as piggyBac transposable element-derived protein 4-like. Lineage: Eukaryota; Metazoa; Nemertea; Pilidiophora; Heteronemertea; Lineidae. The transcript has a single exon. The record is from RefSeq and is a predicted model, not a curated record. The coding region runs from base 1 to 1131 and encodes 376 amino acids.